Molecule: messenger RNA, 399 nt
Organism: Caenorhabditis remanei
Lineage: Eukaryota; Metazoa; Nematoda; Chromadorea; Rhabditida; Rhabditidae
Exons: 2
Coding region: 1-399 (132 amino acids)
Source: RefSeq, a predicted model, not a curated record
AUGAACUACUAUCAUAUUGCCUUAGCAACUGCCAUUCUCUUCAUUAUCCCUGAAAACUCUGAAAGUGUUUGCGUUACAAAACGAACAGAUUGGGGACAGUUUGGGUCAUUCUUCACUGAUCCUCUUUGUGAUGUUUGGUGCCGAAUGAGAAGAUGCGGUAAGGGCGUGUGCAGAGAAGACCCAGCGACAACGAACACAGCUAAUUGCGUUUGUGAGAAGUGUUAUAGAGAUGACAACGGAAAUGUUAUCUUCCCUGAGGAUGAUGGUUUCCAACAAUCGCGUCUGAACUUUGAUGGACCCAGAUCGUCGACGUCGUCUUCAUCGUCGUGGGCAAUGAAUCAACGGAAUGAGAACGAUUUAUAUCCCAGUCAAAACAGCUAUGAUUACGAUCGAAACUGA